CUGUUAGUUGAUGUUUAUGUUUAAAAUUGAUAGCAAAUGAAAACUUACAAAAUAACGGAAAAAUCCGGCGAAGGGGCUCAUGGAUACGUAUACCGAGGAUUAGAAAUAGGAACCAACAAAGUGGUGGCAUUGAAAAAAAUAUUCGUAAAUAUUGAAGCGGGGAUUCCAAAAAACACACUAAGAGAAAUAUGCUCUUUAAGGGUUUUGAAGGCUAGAAAUAUUGUCAGAUUGUUUGAUGUCACAAGCAUGGGUAGUUCUGUAGUUCUAGUCAUGGAAUAUUUGCCUUGCAAUUUGCAAGAGGUUUUGAAGAAAACGGAUCUAAAUUUAUCCCAGAUAAAAACCUAUUCAAAAAUGCUGCUGAAAGGAGUUGAAUUCAUGCACAAAAAUCAUAUCAUGCACAGGGAUAUUAAACCAGCCAAUCUUAUGAUAUCACCCAAAAAAGUUCUAAAAAUUGCUGACUUUGGAUUGGCCAGAAUUUACAAUGAGCUAGACUCAGCAAGACAAUACUCUCAUCAAGUUGCUACCAGAUGGUAUAGAGCUCCAGAGUUACUUUAUGGGGCUAGAAAUUAUACUCCGUCUGUAGAUAUUUGGUCUGUAGGAUGUAUUAUUGCAGAAAUGAUAAAUAAUGCUCCUUUAUUUCCGGGUGAAACCGAUAUUGAACAACUAGCUAUUGUGUUAAGCACUUUGGGCUCGCCUACUGAUGAAAAUUGGCCCGAUUUGAAAGAACUACCAGAUUACAAUAAAAUUUCAUUUGUAUCCAGUCCUAGUAAACCAUGGAUGCUUAUUUUACCUAGUGCUGAUGCAUCUACAAUGGAUUUGCUUAGAAAAAUUAUUAUUUAUAACAGCAAAAAAAGAUUGUCUGCCAAACAAUGUCUCGCACACCACUUUUUUGUGACUGGUCCAAUACCUGCCAAAUCAGAUUCGAUGCCUGAUCCAAACGAUUAUAAAUCAGACUCAACAGAAUUUGAUCCUAAGGAUUUUGAUGAAAUUAUAGAGCAAAUUAAUAAAAUUUAAAUUUA
This is a messenger RNA of Ceutorhynchus assimilis (cabbage seed weevil), 1019 nucleotides long. Lineage: Eukaryota; Metazoa; Arthropoda; Insecta; Coleoptera; Curculionidae. The record is from the annotation of a GenBank genome assembly.